AGCAUGUGCGCGCGCCCGCCCGCCCCUGUAUUCCCGGAAGCGGGUGGCUGUCUGACAUCGCCGCUCCCUCCUCGCGCCAUUGAGAAGUCAGUUGAAGCUCACGCUAGCCUAUUGACUCACACAGCGCCCGCAUCUCUACGUAGUAAAUCAUGGCCGAACAUGAACCCACCCCAGAGCAGCUAGCAGCCAUCGCUGCCGAGAACGAGGAGAGCGAGGCUGUGAACUACAAGCCGCCGGCACAGAAGAGCCUUCAGGAGAUCCAGGAGCUGGACAAGGACGACGAGAGCCUGCGCAAGUACAAAGAAGCUUUGCUCGGCUCAUCCACUGUGGCUGCAGUGGAUCCCAACGCUCCCAACGUCCAAGUGACACGGCUAACUUUAAUGUGUGAGACGGCCCCUGCUCCUCUGACCCUUGACCUGCAAGGAGAUCUGGAGAGCUUCAAAAAGCAGUCGUUUAUUCUUAAAGAAGGAGUGGAGUACAGGAUAAAGAUCAGCUUCAAGGUAAACAAGGAGAUUGUCUCAGGACUGAAGUAUGUACAACAGACCUUUAGGAAAGGGGUGAAGCUCGAUAAGUCUGACUACAUGGUGGGCAGUUAUGGGCCUCGACCAAGCGAGUACGAGUUCCUCACCCCUCUAGAGGAGGCUCCAAAGGGCUUGCUGGCCCGUGGCACCUACAACAUAAAGUCCAAGUUUACUGACGACGACAAGCAUGACCACCUGUCCUGGGAGUGGAACCUCAACAUCAAGAAGGACUGGAAAGAUUAAGUCAUCCCGAACCUCAGCUGCUUUUCCUCUCCAUCGUUUUCCAUUCUCUCUCUCUCUCCCUCUCUCUUUCCUCUCCAUUUCCUCAUAAGUACCUUCAUUAUGGAAUAACUGGUUAAUCAGCAAAGUUUCUCACUCCGUCCAUCUUCCUACCAUCUGUCAUUCUUUGCAGUUGCUCCUCCCCUUCACUCCCUUCCACUGAACGAGUAUUGAGGAUUUUCAUGAAAAAUAUAUAUGUGAAAACAAACAAAAAUGUGCACAAUCCAAAUUUUGUGUUUUUGUUUUGUUUGUAUAUAAAAGUAAAAAAAAAAAAAAGAGAGGAAAAAAAAGUUCAAAAAGAUGAAUGCUUUUGACAUGGCUGUUGUUGGUAAUCUUCACGUCCCCAAUGCUUAUCCUUCUGUGUCCUUUACCCUACCCAUGUGUGUGUCCUGUGUGCAAAAUUCCUUACAUUCCUUUUCUCUUUAUUCGUUAGUUUUUUGUUGUUUUUUUUAAAUUACCAUAAUCUGCCUUGAUGAAAGUGAUGGGAACGGUGCCGCUUAAUGUUUUGCCACUGGCAGAGCUAUCGGCUUUCCUCAACCCUAUACAUGUGGGAAGGUGGUGGGUACCUUUUUUGAGAUAAUCUGUGUGCAGUAGGUGGUUAUAGCUGACAUUGAAAAUCUGUUCCUAGCAGGGAUGUUUGCAUGUGCGUAAUGUAGUGUUUCAAAAAAGAUGUAGCUGACGUGUUGCAAAUGUGACCUCCUGUCCACUGGAGGAACUCCACUGAUAAGCCUUCCUGGUAGUGGCCUGUGUAUUUUUUUUUUUGUUUUUUGUUUGUUUGUUUGUUUGUUUGUUUUUUUUUAAGACAUGUGGCCUUAAGAAAUUAUUCCUGUAGCACGAUGUUGAGGAACUUUUUUGCCUUUUGAAGUGUACUAGUUUUAAAUAUUAUA
Molecule: messenger RNA, 1687 nt
Organism: Hemibagrus wyckioides
Lineage: Eukaryota; Metazoa; Chordata; Actinopteri; Siluriformes; Bagridae
Gene: arhgdia
Product: Rho GDP dissociation inhibitor (GDI) alpha
Exons: 6
Coding region: 150-764 (204 amino acids)
Biological process (GO): Rho protein signal transduction
Cellular component (GO): cytoplasm; cytosol; membrane
Molecular function (GO): protein binding; Rho GDP-dissociation inhibitor activity
Source: RefSeq, a predicted model, not a curated record